AUGGGCAAAGAACAGAUUCCGAAUUUACCUGUUAGGAGCGCCAAGGUUAGAAUUGUAACAGCCCACAAGCCACUGUUACCAUUAUUCAACAAGGCGACUGCGAAACUGCCACCAAGAAUUGAGAGAUGGGUAAUGGACAUGCAAGAUGUUGAAUUUGAGCUCGAGUACCAGCCUGGGAAAGAUGAACAAGACCCUCUUGAUUUUCUGUCGAGACACCCGCUUCCAACAACCGGCAAUGACAACACUGAGAAAACAGUCAAGUAUACCAUAACAGCACAGCAUGCAGUCGUCAUCGAUAGAAUUAAAGAAGAAACCAGAAAAGAUAGUCAACUGCAGAAGCUGAAAGAUGUCAUCAGAACCAGCAGCUGGGACAAAUACAGACAAGAUCCAAUGUUACAGCCAUUCUACCAUGUCAGAGAUGAGCUAUUUGAGGCAGAAGAUCUAAUCUUCAAAUCGGACCAGAUAGUCAUGCCAACAAGCCUACAGAGGAAGAUUGUCAACACAGCACACUCUAUGGGACACCUGGGGAUGACCAAAACAAAACAGAUGCUGAGAGCCAAGUACUGGUUUCCACAUAUGAACGCCAUUACAGAGCAGAUAAUCGGCCAGUGUAUGGAACGCCAGGUUACAACCAAGUCACAUCGCCAGGAACCUGUAAAGAUGACAGAGAUACCCAAGAAGCCAUGGGAAGCGGUAGCUACUGAUUUUGGUGGACCAUACCCAGACGGUCACUAUAAUCUGGUUGUCAUCGACAAGAGGUCAAGAUACCCUGAAGCUGAGAAGGUUGCAUCAACAAGUGCUAAACCUACCAUCGAGAAGCUGCGUAAGAUGUUUGCCACACACGGAGUGCCACGGCAGUUAGAUUCCGAUAAUGGACCGCCCUUCACGUCAGAAGCUUUUCGACAAUUUGCGGAGGAAGAAGGUUUCGAUCACCAUAAAGUGACACCACUCCAUGCGAGGGCUAAUGGCGAGGCAGAAAGUUUCAUGAAGAUGCUUAACAAGAUCGAGCAGAUCUGCCAUCUACAAAAUUUAUCGGGAGCAGACAGAGAACAAGCCAUACAGAAUAUGCUGGUAGCAUAUCGAUCCACGCCACAUCCAGGGAUCGGUGUGUCACCAUAUCAAGCCAUGAUGAACCGGGACGUCCGCACGAAACUUGACUACAUUGAGCCAGUACAACCUGAAGACGAUCCAAUAGCGGAGACAGACAGGGCCUAUAAGGAGAAAAUCCAACAACAAUCAGCCAGACAUCGUCUAAUCGAGUACAACGCAAUACCGGAUGCUGAUACCGAUGGGCGAGAGGAGAUGUUACGAGAGAUGAAUGAUUCGUCUCCAGAUUCCGCUAAUUCGUCUCCAAAUGCAGGAGAAAACCUCCAUGACGUCGAAUCAAACGCAGAUACGAAUGAUUCGUCGGGCACUGAACAUGAAACGAGACAACCAACGACAUCUCAUCGCAGUGCCACUACAUCUCAAUCAUCGGGCGCUGAAAACGUCAACCAGCAACCUACGAAUACAACCGAUCGUCGUAGCGCCACACCGCGGAAACUGCCAGCUCGAGAACGUUAA
Lineus longissimus is the source of this 1563-nucleotide messenger RNA. RefSeq lists its product as uncharacterized. The record is from RefSeq and is a predicted model, not a curated record. Gene Ontology annotation, biological process: DNA integration. Gene Ontology annotation, molecular function: nucleic acid binding. The transcript is spliced from 2 exons. Bases 1 to 1563 code for a protein of 520 amino acids. Lineage: Eukaryota; Metazoa; Nemertea; Pilidiophora; Heteronemertea; Lineidae.